AGACACCCGUCUUGAGAUUCAGUAGUGGAACAUACUGUACAGGGAACGUGCAGGGAGGUUUCAGCAUGUAUUGUCACGUAACUCGGCCUGAUUCAGUCGUUAUGGAGGUGGAGAUUGAUCCCAAAGCAAAUGGAGAGGACUGUCUCAAUAAAGUGUGUGAGAGACUAGGAAUCAUUGAGGUGGACUAUUUUGGACUGCAGUUCACUGGAAGUAAGGGGGAGAGCCUUUGGUUAAAUCUAAGAAACCGAAUCUCUCAGCAAGUGGACAACAUAUCCCUGUGCAGACUGAAGCUGCGUGUGAAGUUCUUUGUAGAGCCACACCUCAUACUGCAAGAGCAGACGAGGCAUUUGUUCCUGAUGCAUGUGAAGGAGGACCUUGUGCGAGGAAGCCUGAGGUUGGACCCGGAGCAGGUGGUGGAAUUUUGUGCCCUUUUGUCCCAGGCAGAAUUUGGCGAUUACAAUCGGAACACAGCCAAGUAUUUCUAUACACAGAUCUGUGGACAGGAAUCAGACCCGAGCACCACGAACAGCAUCAUUGCGAGGCACAAAGAGCUCCGUGGCACAAGUCAGGCUUCGGCGGAGUACCAAGCCCUGCAGUUAGUGUCAUCUCUGGAGAACUACGGCAUGGAGUGGCACUGGGCACGGGAUGAUGAGGGGUAUAAAGUGGGCAUUGGGGUGGGACGUGAGGGGCUGUUCAUCUGCAAACAGGACUUCACACCUGUUAACAGAUUUAUAUAUUCAGCCAUUCAGAUGGCCACACAGUCUGGGAAGCAUGUGUAUGUGACCAUCUCCAAGGACAGUGGAGAAAACCUUAUACUCCUGUUUAAAUUCAUCAGCACUAAUGCUGCUAGUGGACUUUACCGGGCCAUUACUGAGAUCCACGCCUUCUACAGGUGCGACACAGUGACCAGCACCGUGAUGAUGCAGUACAGUCGUGAUUUUAAGGCUCACCUGGCAUCCCUCUUCCUCAAUGAAAGCGUUGAUGUGGGGAAGAAGUAUAUCUUUGAUGUCCAGCGCACAUCCAAGGAGGCGUAUGACCGAGCUCGACGCACCCUGUUCAAGUCCUCCGCUCUUUCUCCAGUCAGGCAGAUGUCUACAGAGGAAGAGGAAGGCUCUUGUGAGGGCUGCAGGGAGACUUAUGCGCUACGGGUCAAACUCCAGAGACUACAGGAGGCUCUGACUUGUGCGCUGUGCUGUGACAGGGAGAUCAAUACAGCCUUCCGCCCUUGUGGUCACAUGGUCUGCUGUCAACGCUGUGCUGACCAGCUUCAGUGCUGUCCAGUGUGUCGUUCGGAGAUUGACUGUGUUCAGCAUGUCUACUUGUCUACUUGUGCCAGUCUGCUGAACCAUGUGGACAGGUGAGCAGUGGACACAGAGAUAUGCCAGAGGGUUAGAGAAGCAAUGGCAAGACCAGUACACUCAUCGAUCAAGCAUUCUUCGUCUCAGCCAGUGCAGACUGUUAAGCCUGAAACACAUGUUAGUGAUCUGUGGAGACAUGUUGCUGCUCAUAUCUGUGAUAUGAGAAAUUAAACACCAUCUCACUGUCA
Messenger RNA from Pangasianodon hypophthalmus (striped catfish), 1546 nucleotides. RefSeq names its product myosin regulatory light chain interacting protein b (gene mylipb). Gene Ontology annotation, cellular component: cytoskeleton. The transcript has 7 exons. The coding region runs from base 66 to 1361 and encodes 431 amino acids. The record is from RefSeq and is a predicted model, not a curated record. Gene Ontology annotation, molecular function: ubiquitin-protein transferase activity. Lineage: Eukaryota; Metazoa; Chordata; Actinopteri; Siluriformes; Pangasiidae. Gene Ontology annotation, biological process: ubiquitin-dependent protein catabolic process.